AUGGCGAAUUCUAAUCCCUCCACACCCGUCAAAGUGCCCUCGUCGGCGGCAUCAUAUAGUAAUGGCGUCCUCGACCCCGACAUGCGAUCCCAGAUCAACACAAUCCUCCUCAGUGACGGACACGCUACAAAAAUCCAAGAAGCCCUAUUGCACUCUUUGCACGCCUCCCCGUCCAACUGGCCGACCACCCUGCGCAGCCACGCCCUGUCCCUCCUACGGUCGGGCGAGAUAUCCACAUACCCUGAGCUUCUCCGACGUGUUCUGUCCGAUGUGCGCGCCGAGUCAGAUGUGUCUGUCCACCCGGUGUCAAACACGAACGGCACCAACGGCGACAAGUCGAAGCAGGCAAAGGGCCCCAGUGGCGACAAGGUCAGCCUGGCGAUUCCACAAUACGUCAUAGACGAGGCGCUCCGCGUCACCCGGGAGAGUCUCGAGAAUGUCUGCGAGGUGGAUGAGAACGGCAAUGUUUGA
This is a messenger RNA of Emericellopsis cladophorae, 471 nucleotides long. RefSeq lists its product as uncharacterized. The transcript is spliced from 2 exons. Bases 1 to 471 code for a protein of 156 amino acids. The record is from RefSeq and is a predicted model, not a curated record. Lineage: Eukaryota; Fungi; Ascomycota; Sordariomycetes; Hypocreales; Bionectriaceae.